Desarmillaria tabescens is the source of this 2007-nucleotide messenger RNA. Its product is annotated as glycosyltransferase family 31 protein. Gene Ontology annotation, cellular component: Golgi membrane. NCBI's taxonomy places the organism in Eukaryota, Fungi, Basidiomycota, Agaricomycetes, Agaricales, Physalacriaceae. The transcript is spliced from 8 exons. Gene Ontology annotation, biological process: 4,6-pyruvylated galactose residue biosynthetic process. Gene Ontology annotation, molecular function: hexosyltransferase activity. Bases 1 to 2007 code for a protein of 668 amino acids. The record is from RefSeq and is a predicted model, not a curated record.
AUGUCUUUUUCCGCUAAUUUUUUGCAUCCGCAAACCCCUCAAUUGCCUCCUUCGCCUCGUCCAGACGACUACGACGAUAUAAGCCAGCAGCGGCGACCCCCUUCACCACGACCAGCCUUCCUCUACCUACCUCAGACCCAUUCAGGAAGAACCUCUGUCUCUUCGACCGCCAAUUCUACUCCAGUUCCAUCACGUUCUACGUCUCCGCUGCCGCAGUUCUUCAUUUCACAUGCCUCAUCAUCUUCGUGCUCUUCUGAAACGGAAAAGAAGGACAGGCGGUGGUGGACUUUUACGCGCCGCAAAAGGAGAAGAGGCGGCGGAGUCUUACGGACGUUGAAGAAAUGGACAAGGAGGAUUGUGCGACAUCCGCUCGUUCCUCAGCAGCCCAUAACCAUCAUCCUAACACUUAUGCUCCUCACUGCAUUUGCUAUCUUCCUCCGACUUCUUUUGAUAUACAUCUUCAAUCCUGAUAAGGAGCCGUUGCCAUGGCGUGGUUAUUGCUCAAUACCAUCUAUGGCUUCACCGACAGACUAUAUCAUGUCAUCGGCCUAUCCGUAUCCGUAUCCUGAACCUCUGUCAACAGGAAAAGACUUUCCUCCGGAAAACCUAGAUUCACUUCCGCCAGCCGGUCUUUUCGUCGGCGUAUUCUCCAUUGAUUCAGCCUUUGAAAGACGUUCUUUGAUACGUUCCACUUGGGCAAGUCAUCCUAGAAGUAGAGAAGGUGCAGGCUCCGGUGAUAAUGGGGUGGGGACGUCUCGGUCGGUUGUCCGAUUCAUCCUCGGUCAGCCUCGGAAAGAUUGGGAACAGCAGAUUCAGCUCGAGAUGGAAUUGUAUAACGAUCUUGUAAUUCUACCUGUCUCGGAGAACAUGAAUGGAGGCAAGACGCAUGCCUUUUUCUCUUGGGCAUCACUCAACGCUUGGGUUCCCCCUCUGUUUUUUGAUACCCCUACACCUCCUCUGCGCUUUUCAUACUUAAAUUUGACUACCCCACCGCCAGCCCUGGCUCCGCACGACUCGGUUCACGCGUGGAAAGACCAGGAUUCAGGACGUUCUCGAUCUUGGGUACGACCGGAUUACGUUGUUAAAGUCGAUGACGAUUCCUUUGUAAUGAUGGCAGAACUUGAGUCUCGACUGCGCGUAUCACUCCACGAAACUCCUAAAUCCCAUCAUCCCAAUCACACAGAACCACACCUGGCAAUACACCCCAAGGAUGAAGUACAUUGGAAGACAAAUCACACGACUAUAUCGAUAUCGCCAGAUAAUUUUUCGACAGCAUUAGAUGAGCAGAAAGACAUGAAAGACCCCCUAAUAUAUUGGGGAUAUCUUGUCACGAAUAGACUGCACCGAUUCAUGGCUGGAGAGUUAUAUGCUCUCAGUUGGAGUCUGGUUGAUUGGGUAGCCAAGGACCCUACGGUCAAAGGAGUUACAAAAGGUGCCGAGGACAAGCAAACCGCGAAAUGGAUGACGAUGCAUCCUCUUGCUUCUGAGAUACGAUGGGCUAGCGAACGGUGCUGGAUAUAUGACCACCCGCGGUCUGGUACUGUAUACGCUCACGGCUUCCUUUUCCCUUCAGAGGUAACUCGUGUAAAGCGUAGCGUGGCAUCUUAUCUGGCCAACGUGCCGCAGGAGGUGGCUGGGUCUGUGACAGUCGGUACAGGCGUUCUUCCUGCACCGACAUCUUGGGCCCAUUCAAGUGUUUCAACGUUUGGUGUGCGGUAUUCACCCCCGGUACCCAGUUUGUCUACGCAUGAAGCAGUAGAAGCUCUUGUUGAAGGUAGUGACAUGUCUACUAUCAGCGAAGGGAGCGCCAUGUCUUCAGAAUAUGCAUGGUCACAUCGAGAAGGUAGAAAAACAAGAUACGAGAACAGUCGUUUGGGAGGAACCAUUGUCGUGCAUUUCAUCAAGAAGAACCUGUGGUUUUUGGAGACGGCCCUUGCCUUGCUGGGUGGCGAGGAGUAUUCCGAGUCCGAGAGCAUCGGCAUACAUCUACCAAACAAUUUUGCAUAG